Arachis duranensis is the source of this 990-nucleotide messenger RNA. RefSeq lists its product as uncharacterized. NCBI's taxonomy places the organism in Eukaryota, Viridiplantae, Streptophyta, Magnoliopsida, Fabales, Fabaceae. Gene Ontology annotation, molecular function: protein dimerization activity. The record is from RefSeq and is a predicted model, not a curated record. Bases 1 to 990 code for a protein of 329 amino acids. The transcript is spliced from 3 exons.
AUGGUUAGUUCAAUUAUCUUGGAUAGUAAGUUUUGGGAGGAUUAUUUUACUACUGUUAUGCUUGUUGGUCCUCUAAUUAAGUUAUUGAGGCUUGUUGAUGCUGAUGAGAAACUUUCUCUGGGUAUCGUGUAUGCGGGCAUGCAAAGAGCCAAAAUUAAUAUCAAGACAAUGUUUAGAAAUAGGAAAUCUGCAUACACACCUUAUACAAGUAUCUUGAAAAUGCGGUGGGAUAAGCAUUUGAAGCGUGACCUCCAUGCAGCAGCAUACUUUUUGAAUCCAGAUUACUUCUAUAGUGAGGGGUUUGUUGAGAAGGCAAAUAUCUUGAGGUCUUUGCUUGAUUUAUUUGAUAUUGAAACUCUUUGCAAUGACUCGGUUGCCGCAAUGCAAGAGAUACAAUUAUAUCGAGAUCGAAAAGGAAGUUUUGGAAGGGAAAGUGCAUUGAAAGCAAUUAAUAGACUUGAACCUGGUGAAUGGUGGAGGCUACACGGUGGGAGUGCUCCUAACUUGCAAAAAAUAGCAAUUCGUCUUCUUCAUCAAACAUCUUCAUCAUCCGGCUGCGAGAGGAACUGGAGCCUCUUUGAACAAAUCCAUUCAAAGAGGAGGAACCGAUUAGAGCAUCAAAGACUAAGUGACAUUGUUUAUGUCACUUAUAAUCUACGCCUUCAAUCUAGAAUGCAUCGCAAGAAGAAGAAUUAUGAUCCAAUUGACAUUCAAAGCAUUGACACAGUAGAUUUUUGGGUAAUGCCGGAUGAAGAUGAUCGUGAAUUUACUAAUGGAGACAUCGAAGGCAUUGAAAAUUUAAUUUAUACGGAUAAUGCUAUGCCUUCAUAUCCUAAAGAUGGAAGAGAUGUGGAACUUGAUGUGGAUUUUCCUAAUGUUGCUGAUUCUUCAAAUACAGCUUCUUUUGGUGGUACUUCUGAUGAUGGUGGCUUUGGAUUACCUGUUUAUGAUAGAGAUGUUAGAACACUUAAUGAUAAUUAUGAUUUUUGA